AUGCUGGGAUUGGACUGGGAAGGUGGUGGGAAAGACGGGAUGGUGGUCUGCGCAGACGGCUUCGUCGACCCGGCAUCGAACCCUGGAAAGAUCCUCAAACAUUCCUUUAAAAAUAGUCCCGUCAGCUUCCUCAAAGUGUACCUGACCAAGGUCCGUCGCGACUGCGAGUCGAUCGAAAAGACCCAUAUGGGCAAGAUCCUGAACGCUGUCAUUUUGCGACCCGAGGACUUUUAA
Pyricularia grisea is the source of this 234-nucleotide messenger RNA. RefSeq lists its product as uncharacterized. The transcript has a single exon. The record is from RefSeq and is a predicted model, not a curated record. The coding region runs from base 1 to 234 and encodes 77 amino acids. Lineage: Eukaryota; Fungi; Ascomycota; Sordariomycetes; Magnaporthales; Pyriculariaceae.